AGUCGUACACAACACAUAUCACCGAAGCCAACCGUAGCGCCGCCAUUCUUCUUCACCCUCCUCCGCCGAACCGAACCGCAGCGCCGCCCUUCCACUCCUUUUUCCUGCUCUCUCCUCCGUCACUAUCUGCUUCGUUCUUCGUUGUGUCCUUCUUCUUCACCAGUCUCAUAGCUUCAAAUAUUGCUAGCAAUAGCUUGGUGUUUCUAAGGAAGAUAUUUGUUCAUUUUAAGUGGACUGAGAGUUUUGAUUUUUGAAGACUUGUAAGAUGUUGGCCGGCGAUCCUGCAAAAAGGAUAUCAUUUAAUCGAUGUAUUAGGAAUGGUGAUUUGGUUAUUGUUUAUGAAAGGCAUGAUAGCAUGAAGGCUGUAACAGUUGCUGAAGGAUCAGUGCUGCAGAAUCGAUUUGGCGUUUUCAAAUAUUCGGACUGGAUAGGGAAGCCAUUUGGGUCAAAAGUAUUCAGCAACAAGGGUGGUUUUGUGUACUUGUUAGCUCCUACGCCAGAACUAUGGACUCUUGUUUUAAGCCACAGGACUCAGAUUCUAUAUAUUGCAGACAUUAGCUUUGUUGUCAUGUACUUGGAGAUUGUUCCUGGUUGUUUGGUUCUUGAAUCUGGAACUGGAAGUGGUUCUUUAACUACUUCACUUGCAAGGGCAGUAGCUCCUGCAGGACAUGUGCAUACAUUUGAUUUCCACGAGCAAAGGGCUGCAUCAGCUAGGGAUGAUUUUCAGAGGACUGGUCUAAGCAACUUAGUCAGGGUGGGAGUGAGGGACAUUCAGGGUCAGGGAUUUCCUGAUGAUUUUGCUGGCUUGGCUGAUGCAGUUUUUUUAGAUCUACCCCAGCCUUGGCUAGCUAUUCCUUCAGCUGCCAAAAUGUUAAAACAAGAUGGCACGCUUUGCUCGUUCUCCCCAUGUAUUGAACAAGUACAACGAUCAUGUGAAACACUUAGAACCAGCUUCACUGAUAUAAGGACUUUUGAGGUGCUCCUACGCACAUAUGAAGUUGGAGAAGGGAAAAUGGAAAGAUUACAGGAGAAUGGGAAAGGCUCUAAUGGUUCACUUCCUUGUAAGAGGAGGCAGUGUUCAGAUGGAGGCUAUGUGCUCAGCAGUAAUAUUUCUUCUGUUGUAGCUAAACCUUGCGGUGAAGCUAGAGGUCACACAGGCUAUUUGACAUUUGCAAGGCUUAAAUGUCUCUCAUGAGUGUUAUCAUGUCCAUUUGGAUUUUUGUAGGAGAGAAAAUACUGUAUUUUUAUGAUCUAUUCAAUUUGAACAUCAUAAACAGUGUUCGGGAGCAGAUAUUUGAAGCUAGAUUUCUGAGCAAAUCCAAUUCUCCAAACCAGUGUAGUCUUCAGCAGGAAAGAAAUGGAUUUCUUCUGAAGUGCUUUCUUGUUA
Molecule: messenger RNA, 1387 nt
Organism: Lotus japonicus
Lineage: Eukaryota; Viridiplantae; Streptophyta; Magnoliopsida; Fabales; Fabaceae
Exons: 4
Coding region: 266-1195 (309 amino acids)
Biological process (GO): tRNA methylation
Cellular component (GO): tRNA (m1A) methyltransferase complex; nucleus
Source: RefSeq, a predicted model, not a curated record